Messenger RNA from Chelonoidis abingdonii (Abingdon island giant tortoise), 792 nucleotides. RefSeq names its product D-dopachrome tautomerase (gene DDT). NCBI's taxonomy places the organism in Eukaryota, Metazoa, Chordata, Testudines, Testudinidae. The record is from RefSeq and is a predicted model, not a curated record. Gene Ontology annotation, molecular function: phenylpyruvate tautomerase activity.
AACAGGACACUCAGCUUUGGAGGAUCCAGGUGACUGAGCCCUGGAAGUGCUUUUCCUGUCCUGUCUGGGCAGGACCAGGCCUGUGAACGACAGCGGGGACACUCGUGGCUGUGGCAAAGUGUUCAUAAAAGGCCAGGCAAAGCAAACCUCCGCAGUCACCGGGAGAGGAACGGACGUCGGCCAGGCUGUCCCUGCUGUGUUCAGGGGUCAAGGUAGAGAGACACAGAGGAGGGUGUCUCCAGACGCAGCCAAUCGCAAGCCCCGGCGCUCGCUCUCACCCCCUGCUCGGCAGCGCAGCGUCUGACUCUGCACGCCGCGGUAGCUGGUUUGUGGCGCUUGUCUCAGCCAUGCCGUUGCUGGAGUUGGACACCAGCCUCCCCGCCGCUCAGCUGCCCCAGGGCUUAGCUGGCAAGCUGUGCUCGGUCGCUGCUGCGAUCCUGAACAAGCCCGAGGAGACGGUGAGCGUCACUGUGAAGAGCGACUUGGCCAUGGUGGUUAGCGGCUCUGCAGCGCCCUGUGCUCAGCUGCUCGUCUCAUCCAUUGCGGUGGUGGGAACCGCGGAGCAGAACAGAGGGCACAGUGCCAAGUUCUUUGAGUUCCUUACCAAGGAGCUGGGGCUCGAUGCAGACAGGAUUCUUAUCCGCUUUUAUCCCCUGGAACCUUGGCAGAUUGGCAAGAAAGGAACUGUCAUGACUUUCUUAUGAUCUCUUCAAGAAACCCAUUGAAAAGAAACCCUUGUGGAGGGCACAACCCAAGGAUGGCCAGCUCUACCUGUUUGUUUCUAUGGAAGAU